AUGCGUCUCAUCCUCGUCCGCCAUGGCGAGUCAGUCGACAACGUGGCUGGUCUCUAUGCUGGUUCUCGCGACUCUGCCCUGACUGCCCAUGGCGUUCUCCAGACACAGCGACUGGGUGCCCACAUUGCUGCGAUGCCGUCGGCGAUUGGCUCGUCGGCUGAUACCAUUGUCAUCACGCACAUCUUUUCGUCGGAUCUUCAGCGCGCAUUUGCAACGGCCUCGGCCAUCCUCAACGCCCAGAAGAAGCGAGGCGGGAGCGAGGCGUGCGCGGCGAUGGACGUGGUCAAGUCGGUCGACUUGCGCGAGCGAGACUUUCGUUCGGGCGAGGGCGUCCGAUUUGGGGCACCGGCUGCUGGUGACAUUGAUGGAGGCCGAAAUGCCUUUGCCGAUGCCGAGUCACGGGACGAAAUGCGCGUGCGUGCAGAGCGGUUUAUCGACACGCACCUGCAUCCUCUUCUGGAUGCUGGUGCAGAGGGCCCACUCAAGGUUGUUGAUCGUCGACGGGCCAUCGUGGUUGUGGCACACGGUCUUAUCCUGAACGUGGCCCUGUCGUCGUUGCUACAGUAUUACGCGCCGUUGGAGCUUGCACGCUUGUUGCCACCGUCCCUGGCUGUCGGUGGUAGUGACGCAGCACAGCGAAGACGAUUAGAACUGCGUGUUCCGUGGAGCAAUACGGGGUAUCUCGUUCUGUCUGUGACCAAGAGGAAGGCCGAGGAGACGGAGGACGAAAAGAACGGGGAUACCGCUCGACAUGCUGAUGGUAUCCGACUGCAAGUUACGAAAGUAAACUGUGUGGAGCACCUUGACGGGCUGAAAAAAACCCGUGGUGGCAUUGGCAGUGCUCGGUUUGACCCGAAGCAGAAGACGAUGGACGCCUUCUUUGGCCCUUCUGCCAAGAAGCGGAAGCGAGGGGAUGGUGCGUGA
Messenger RNA from Sporothrix brasiliensis 5110, 924 nucleotides. RefSeq lists its product as uncharacterized. Bases 1 to 924 code for a protein of 307 amino acids. NCBI's taxonomy places the organism in Eukaryota, Fungi, Ascomycota, Sordariomycetes, Ophiostomatales, Ophiostomataceae. Gene Ontology annotation, cellular component: cytosol. Gene Ontology annotation, molecular function: fructose-2,6-bisphosphate 2-phosphatase activity. Gene Ontology annotation, biological process: regulation of pentose-phosphate shunt; positive regulation of DNA repair; negative regulation of glycolytic process. The transcript is spliced from 2 exons. The record is from RefSeq and is a predicted model, not a curated record.